Molecule: messenger RNA, 1139 nt
Organism: Chenopodium quinoa (quinoa)
Lineage: Eukaryota; Viridiplantae; Streptophyta; Magnoliopsida; Caryophyllales; Amaranthaceae
Product: calmodulin-like protein 3
Exons: 1
Coding region: 252-911 (219 amino acids)
Molecular function (GO): calcium ion binding
Source: RefSeq, a predicted model, not a curated record
CCCUAUAAUUGACCGACCAACCACAUUUCUACACCAUCAUAUAUUUUAAUUUCUCACCUCUGAUUUUAUUUUUGACUUAGAUUUUCAAUGCUAAAUAAAUAACCACACUAAUUUAAUACCCCCCUUACCUCCACCUUUCACACCCCCACAAACAUUUAUAGGACACAAACCAUAACAUCUUUUGCCUCACAAUCAUUUCUCCAAAACAAAAAACUCAAAAACCUAACACUUGUUAACAAACCCACCAAAAAAUGCCAACCAUUUCCCUUUCUUUCCCUUCCCUUCUUAACACCCCAAUUUCCUCUUAUUUCCUCCCUACCACAACAAACACUACUCACACCACCUCCAACAUCCCUCCACUCGACCCUCCUUCCCCUUCUCCCUCGCCGCCACCGCUCGAACAACAAAAACCACAACAACAACCACAACCGCCGUCGACAAAGGCAAUGGACGCGGUAGAGCUAAUGCGAGUAUUCCAAAUGUUUGAUCACAACGGUGACGGGAUGAUCACAAUGGGGGAGCUACGUGAGUCACUUACCAACAUGGGGAUCAUUAUCCCUGACUCCGAUCUUACACAACUAAUCGGUCGUAUCGACGUCAAUGGUGACGGAUGUGUUGACAAUAAAGAAUUUCAGACACUUUACACGCUUCUUAUGGAACGUGAGGUUGAUGCUCAAUCCGAUGAGGAGGACAUGAAGGAGGCGUUCAACGUGUUCGAUAAGAACGGGGACGGGUUCAUCUCCGUUGAUGAGUUACGGUCCGUUCUCGGCUCCCUUGGACUUAACCAAGGGAGGAAUUUGGAGGAUUGUAAACUUAUGAUCAUGAAAGUUGACGUGGAUGGUGAUGGUAUGGUUAGUUUUAAGGAGUUUAAGAAAAUGAUGAAACAAGGUGGUUUUGCUAGUUUGAAUUGAAUAAUUAAUUUUUAAUUAAUUUUUAAAUUAGCUAGUGUAGAACAUAAUUUGCUAGCUAUAUUUAUUAGCUAGCUAGUUCUUUGAUUUCUUCAUUGUUAUUAUUGCUUGAUUUGUGGUGAUUAGAAUGAGCACCGUUGGUGUAUGUAUAUAUGAUGAUGUUUGUUCAUUGUGUAAUGUUCUUUCUUGUUGAUUUGAGAUUGUUAUUUUUGGAUGUUUAUUUAGUGUUUA